Molecule: messenger RNA, 1698 nt
Organism: Rotaria sp. Silwood1
Lineage: Eukaryota; Metazoa; Rotifera; Eurotatoria; Philodinida; Philodinidae
Source: the annotation of a GenBank genome assembly
AUGGUUAAUAUGCAAUUAGCUAUGUAUCAAAUGUUAACAAAUUUCGCAUCAAAUUCAACACCACAACAAAUUCCAUCAUUGCGAUUUCGUUCUCCUACUGAUCAUCAAUCACCAAUAAUAAAUCAUCAGAAACCAAUUAAACGUCUUACUCACAAACGACAACGAUUGGUGAAAACUAAUAAUCCGACUAGUAGUGGAACAGCAACAACAAGUAAUUUAAAUAUGCCAACAUCAUCAUCAUCACCCGAUGGGUAUAAUGUUCAUUACAAUGACGAAAAUUAUGAAGAACUUGAACAUCGACCAGUAACACGAGAAAUAAUGGCUGCUUAUUUAUCAACACGUCAUCAUCGUACAGUGACAAUACAUCAUGCUAAAGUAGCACAAAAAUCAUAUGGAAAUGAAAAACGAUUUUUUUGUCCACCACCUUGUGUUUAUUUAUCUGGUGAUGGUUGGAAUCAGGAUUUAGAACACGAAAAUUUAUGUAUAAUGAUUAGUAUUGGCGAACCAUUAUAUCAUAAUGAUAAUAAUGGUUCACCAUCAGGUAAUAUAACACAAUCAAGUGAAAUGCAACAUUUACCUUUUGAAAAUGGAAAACGUUUUGGUGCAGCGAAAACUUUAUUUAUAUCGGAUUCUGAUAAACGUAAACAUAUUAAUUUAAAUGUUAAAAUGAUGUAUACGAAUGAUUUUCGUGAUAAUCCUUAUAUUGGAAUGUUUGAAAGUCGAAAAAUUAAAGUUAUAUCAAAACCAUCAAAGAAAAAACAAUCAGUUAAAAAUGCCGAAUCAGUAUGUAUUCAAUCGGGUACGAAAAUUGCUUUAUUUAAUCGUCUUCGAAGUCAAAAUGUUAGUACGAGAUUUUUACAUGUCGAUGAAAAAAAUCAAUUUCAUGCAAGUGCACAAGAAUGGGGAUCAUUUUAUAUACAUUUAGUUGAUAAUGAAGAACCAUGUAUGGAAUCAACUAGUUUUUCAGUUAAAGAAGGUUUUGUUCAAUAUGGUUCAACAGUGAAACUUGUAUGUUCAGUAACGAAUCAAGCAUUACCUUAUUUGGUUAUUCGAAAAGUUGAUAAAAACCGAGUAUUAUUAGAUUCUGAUGAGCCUGUUUCACAAUUACAUAAAUGUGCAUUUGAAUUCAAAAGUGGACCAUCAUCAUCAUCAUCGAAUUUACUUUAUUUAUGUUUAGCUGGUGAUCGUAUUGUUGGUAUUGCGGGUAAACCAUGUCCGAAUGAACGUUUUCGUGUUGAUAUUAAUGAUUCAGCUUGUUGGACAAUUAUAUCAACUGACAAAGCUGAAUAUACAUGGUUUGAAGCUAGAGGUCCAGUAUCACAUCCAAUUACACCUGUUCCAGUUGCUAGACAUAUUGUUGUUGAUGGUGGUGGUACAGCUGCAACAAUUGAAUUAACUGGAGAAAAUUUUGCACCAGGUCUAUCAGUAUGGUUUGGAGAAACUGAAUCACCAUUUACAGAUUAUCGAUCAACACAAACAAUUGUUGCUGAAGUUCCUCAAUUUUCAUCAGUAAUGCCAAAUCUGCCAUGGGUUCAACGUCCUGUAUCAACUCCUAUUUCACUUGUACGUCGUGAUGGUAUCGUGUAUUUAACAUCAUUAGUUUUUACAUAUACACCACAACCAGGGCCUGCUCGAAAAAAUUCACCAUCACCAAGUGCUCUUCUUCCUCCCACAUCUGACAAUAAUUUUUGUGAAUAA